GGAAGUUGAGUUGCUGGCUGACCGGAUGUUGGUAAAGUGGCUCUAGAAGAAGGAAGCUGUAAGAUUUGACAGACAACAGCUGAGCUGCAUAUGACGAUGAGCGUCCCAGACUACAUGCAGUGCGCCGAGGACCACCAGACGGUCCUGGUGGUGGUCCAACCGGUGGGCAUCGUUCCCGAGGACCAGUUCUUCAAGAUCUACAAGCGCAUCGCCAGCGUAAACCAGGUGAACAUCAGGGACUCUCAGCGUCUCCUCUACAUCCGCUACCGCCACCACUACCUGCCCGAGAACAACGAGUGGGGCGACUUCCAGACGCACCGCAAAGUGGUGGGGCUGGUCUGCAUCACGGCGUGCGACUCGGUCAAGGACUGGCCGCAGACCGCCGAGCGUUUCCACGGCCAGAAGGAGGUGUACAGCUCCACCCUGUACGACUCGCGCCUGCUGGUGUUCGGGCUGCAGGGGGAGAUCGCCGAGCAGCAGCGCACCGACGUGGCCUUCUACCCCAGCUUCCAGGAUUGCUCCGACGUAGAGAGGAGGAUCGAGGACUUUGUGGAGUCCAUCUUCAUCGUUUUAGAGUCCAAGCGUCUGGACCGGGCCACGGAUAAGUCUGGAGACAAGAUCCAGCUCCUCUGUGUGCCAUUUGAGAAGAAGGACUUUGUGGGUUUGGACACAGACAGCAGGCAUUACAAGAAGCGCUGCCAGGGUCGGCUGAGGAAGCAUGUCGGGGACCUGUGCCUGCAGGCGGGCAUGCUGCAGGACGCGCUGGUCCACUACCACAUGGCCGUGGAGCUGCUCAGGGGGGUCAAUGAUUUCCUCUGGCUCGGUGCUGCGUUGGAAGGGUUAUGUUCGGCCUCUGUGAUCUUCCACUACCCCGGGGGCACAGCGGGGAAGACGACCGCACGCAAACCCAGCAUCUCCCAGCCGGCCGACGCAGGGAAACGCCACCGACCGGGGGCUCAGGAGGUUCUCAUUGAUCCAGGCGCCCUGACAGCCGGCGGCAUCAGUGCAGACACCAGCACAGAGAUCGGACGAGCCAAGAACUGCCUGAGUCCAGAGGAUAUUAUUGAGAAAUACAAGGAGGCCAUCUCCUACUAUGGAAAGUACAAGAACGCAGGUGUGAUCGAGCUGGAGGCCUGCGUCAAAGCCGUCAGGGUGCUGGCCAUCCAGAAGAGAGCCAGGGAGGCUUCAGAGUUCCUGCAGAACGCUGUUUACAUCAACCUGGGGCAGCUAUCAGAGGAGGAGAAGAUCCAGCGCUACAGCAUCCUGUCCGAGCUCUAUGAACUCAUCGGCUUCCACCGCAAGUCAGCUUUUUUCAAACGCGUGGCGGCCAUGCAGUGUGUGGCCCCCACCAUCCCUGAGCCGGGCUGGAGGGCCUGCUACAAGCUGCUGCUGGAGACUUUACCCGGAUACAGCCUGUCCCUCGACCCCAAGGACUUCAGCAUAGGCACCCACAGAGGCUGGGCUGCUGUACAGAUGCGCCUGCUGCACGAGCUGGUGUACGCCUCCCGCCGCAUGGGCAACCCGGGCCUGUCUGUGCGCCACCUGUCCUUCCUGCUGCAGACCAUGCUGGAUUUCCUGUCUGAUCAAGAAAAGAAAGAAGUGACCCAGAGUCUGGAGAACUACACCUCUAAGUGCCCAGGUGGGAUGGAGGUCAUCACGCUUUCUGAUGGACUGAAGCUCCCUCCGGUUCCCUUCACCAAGCUACCCAUCGUCAGAUCCGUUAAGCUGCUCAACCUGCCAGCCAGUCUGCGGCCCCACAAAGUUAAAGGUCUGCCGGGUCAGAACGUGUCCACCGCCAGUCCCUUCAUCUACUCCCCAAUAAUAAUGCACAACAGAGGAGAGGAGCGCUGCAAAAAGAUAGACUUCCAGUGGGUUCAAGGAGACGUUUGUGAAGUGCAGCUGAUGGUCUACAACCCGAUGCCCUUCGAGCUUCGUGUGGAGAACAUGGGUCUGCUGACUUCUGGAGUGGAGUUUGAAUCUCUGCCAGCUGCUCUAUCCCUGCCUGCUGAGUCUGGUCUCUACCCCGUUACUCUAGUUGGAGUCCCACGCACAGCUGGCAACAUCACGGUCAACGGUUACCACACGUCUGUGUUCGGUGUGAGCAGCGAUUGCCUGCUGGAGGGUCUGCCUAGUGUUAAGACGAGUGGCUGCUUGGUGGAAGUCAUUCCCUCUCUUCCUCGUCUUCAGCUCAGCACAUCACUUCCACGAUCAGCUCACACAAAUCAGCCCAUGUCCAAAGAACAGCUCUCCAGCUCUGUGUCCAUCCAGCUGUUUAACGGAGAAAAGCAGCAAGUGACCAUCACCUUGGAAAACAUCGGGACCGAAGACAUUGAGAGUCUGGAGCUGACCUCUAAGACCGUCAACACCAAAGAAAAAGUGUUUGGGAAAUUUCUCAGCUGGGACCUAGAGGAAGCAUUACGUCACCUUCCACUGAAGCCUGGCCAGACUGUGACUCUGACCAUCAGCAUCAAAGUCAAGCUGGACUUUUCUGGUCAGGAGAACCUGCUGCAGGACCUCAAUGACGAUGGGAUCAGUGUGACAGGUUUACCAAUCUCUAGUCCGCUCAGGCAAGUCCUCAAACCCAGGGCCGAGACUAAAGCGGUGAGCAGCGAGUCUGGGAAGGCCGAGUACAGCCAUGUUAAGACUUUGGAGGCCGUGCUGAACUUCAAGUACUCCGGAGGAGCAGGCAAAAUGGAGGGCUACUACAGAGAGCUGUCACUGGGCGUCCAUGUAGACAUAGAGCCUUCUGUGUUUUUUACCAGAGUCAGCGCCCUUCCUGCUACCAGCACCCGGCAAUGCCAUCUUCUUCUUGACAUCUUCAACCCGACAGAACAUGAGCUCACUGUCAGCGCCAAGAACAGCAAGGACCUGGUGCUCCAUCCCAGCGAGUGUCAGAGGAUGGCCAUCCAGGUGGAGAAGUUUGACUUUGAGAGUUUGCCCCAGCUGGACCAGGAGACGACUCGCCUCAGUAGCCCCAAACAGCUGGAGGAGGAGCGACAGCAGGCCCAAGGCUGCCAGAUCAACAGCAAGCUGGACAUCUGCUGGAGCAUACCAUCUCUACAGCGACGCGGAGAGGCCAGCGUGGAGGGAGCCCUGAACCAGCUGGUCCUGGAGCACAUGCAGCUCGCUCCGUUGCAGUGGGAUGUGUUGGUGAACGGGAAGCCAUGUGACUGCGACGUGGUAGUAGACUGUAAGGUGGGCGACGCCGUGACGCUGGAGGUGAAACUGACCAACCUGAGCAAGAGCCCGGUGGGCCCGCUGUCUCUGAGCGUGAUGCCGUAUCAGGACUACCAGAACGGGGUCCAGAAUUAUGACCUGGAUGAAGCCGUCACCUUCAUCGGCUCCAACACCUUCUUCAUUGACACGGUCAAACCCAAAGAGAGUUCUGUGUGUGAGGGUGCCAUGCUGCUUCUUUACACCGGAGAUUUCUACCUUAACAUGAAGGUCCAGGAUGACAGCGCCCGAAGAGAGCUUCCCCUGGCCUGGUUCACUCUGCCGGGAGUUCACAUCAGGGCCCAGGACACUCCACUGCAGGCGGGGGCCUAGGGCCUUUGGGGGCUUCUGGGGGCCUCUGUGUCUUCAGCGUCAUGCAGCAGAAAGAUAAAGAUAAACGUAUUACCAAAUGUCAGAGCUACAUGGAAAAGGGACUUUUCUGGUUGGUUUAAGCUUAAGCUCAGAAUGUUGAACCAGAUCAACACAAACUGAUCUCUGAAGGCAGAAAACUUUUUUAAAGGUUAAAACUUGACGUAAAAACAUUAAUAUUAAAUAAAACUAACUUUGUCUAUUGGUUACAAGAAAAGCUAGCUUAACUUUAAGCUUUGAUUUGCAUGUUUUUUAAGGUCUGAGAGUCCAUUUUCUCCUGAGGAACCUGCAGUAUAGAAUAGCAUGGAUAGAUAGUAUACAUUGUUAGAUCCCUCUGUGACACGGCUCUAUGUUCACUAACUUUAUUCUGUUUCUGUUGUUUUCUUGCUGUGUUAUUAUAUUUUUCUUUAAUGCUGCAGAGCACUUCAGCAGAAACAUAUUGACUAACUGGGCUUAUUGUGCUGACUUUGUCCCUCACCUCUAUGCCAGAAACCCUGAAAUAUAAAUCCAUUUGAUUACAUUGAUUAUGAUAAAAUGCUGUAAAUAAAGGCUAAAAAAAGCUGAA
This is a messenger RNA of Cyprinodon tularosa, 4147 nucleotides long. RefSeq names its product trafficking protein particle complex 9 (gene trappc9). Bases 91 to 3546 code for a protein of 1151 amino acids. Gene Ontology annotation, cellular component: trans-Golgi network. The record is from RefSeq and is a predicted model, not a curated record. NCBI's taxonomy places the organism in Eukaryota, Metazoa, Chordata, Actinopteri, Cyprinodontiformes, Cyprinodontidae. The transcript has 23 exons.